Dentiscutata erythropus is the source of this 854-nucleotide messenger RNA. NCBI's taxonomy places the organism in Eukaryota, Fungi, Glomeromycota, Glomeromycetes, Diversisporales, Gigasporaceae. The record is from the annotation of a GenBank genome assembly.
UGGAUUCAAUGGAACCAUUUCACCAGAAUUUUUCCUUGGAAAAUAAGUCCAUACAAUAUCCGUUCGCUGAACAUGAAAGAGUGCCAUUCUGGCUCGCCGCUAUAAUCGUUUUUGUUAUUCCAGUUAUCAUAAUAGCGGCCAUCUCUUUAAUAAAAUACAGAAGUUUACAUGAUCUUCAUCAUGCUUUGUUAGGCUUUAUGUUAAGUAUCACAUUAACACUAGCGGUGACCGAUUUCUUUAAGACUUUUGCCGGACGUCCUCGACCAGAUUUUAUUAACAGGUGUGAUCCGUUACCUGGAUCUGUCGAUGCUAAACCUUGGGGACUUAGCAAUUCGAGUAUCUGCCAACAAACAAAUGAUGCUAUAAUGAAAGAUGGUUACAAAAGUUUUAUAUCUGGUCAUUCUUCAGCUUCAUUUUCCGGAUUAGGAUAUUUAACAUUCUAUUUUGCCGGUAAAUUGAAUAUAUUCGAUAAAAAAGGGCAUGUAUAUAAAACUAUUGUGCUGCUUUGUCCGAUAACCGUUGCGGCAUACAUUGCAGUCUCACGAACUGAAGAUUAUCGUCACCAUUGGCAAGAUGUUGUGACCGGUGGAUUGAUUGGGUUUAUUUUUUCAUUUUUUACCUAUCAUCAAUAUUAUCCUCCUUUGUAUUCACCCAUAUCACAUAGACCUUUAUCAGUCCGACUAAAGCCUCAUUCUCCACAACAUCGAGCAGAGUUUACUUUUGAUGACGGAUCAACUUUCGAGAUCAAUGUUAUUCGAAAUGAUGGUACUUCUGUUUUAAGAAACACAAAAACAUUAUUAGGUUCUACUAAGGAUGAUGAUUAUCCUCAAGAAGGAUCUCAUCAAAUUGUAUAA